Molecule: messenger RNA, 8513 nt
Organism: Neoarius graeffei (lesser salmon catfish)
Lineage: Eukaryota; Metazoa; Chordata; Actinopteri; Siluriformes; Ariidae
Exons: 4
Coding region: 3356-4561 (401 amino acids)
Source: RefSeq, a predicted model, not a curated record
CUCAAUUUAGAGUCACCAGUUAACCUAACCUGCAUGUCUUUGGACUGUGGGGGAAACCGGAGCACCCGGAGGAAACCCACACGGACACGGGGAGAACAUGCAAACUCCACACAGAAAGGCCCUCGCCGGCCCCGGGGCUCGAACCCAGGACCUUCUUGCUGUGAGGCGACAGUGCUAACCACUACACCACCGUAACGGCAUGUUACUUGAGUAAUAAAAUAAUACUUGAGUACAGUUUACUUGAGAACAUGAUGUGCUGUAACUGUAUCUCAUAUUUAUCUUACCUCACUCUGCGGUUGCGACUUGCUUGCUUGCUAGCUCAGUCAGGAAAUCUGAUAAAAGUAGAUUAGAUGGUAUGAUAAAAGAACAUUAGACACGGUAUACAGCGUUAUACUUCAGAAAGUCACAUGAAACUGUGACACUGAGCCGACCACCUCUUCAGUCUUUCUCAUGCUUGUAGCUGAAUAAAAAGACAACACAGACUGAGUUCGAGUCCCUAUAGAGUUUAAUUCUGAUUUACAGCGCAGUAAAGUUUGCACGUUAAAUUAACAGUAACACAAAACACGUUCAACUAUGCACCUUGGUUAGAAACUAUUCGUCAGCUAACAAUAAUUAAACAGGUCUUACCUUUAGGAAAAUGGCAGUCUGUAAAAUGCUGAAACAGGUGGCAGACUUUGAUGGCUGCAGCACAAAUUGCCUUGACCGGAAGUGUAAGGUGUUUAAAAGUAAAUACCUCUCAAUGAAUAAAAUUCAUCGAUUUCCUGCAUCUUUGACUUUCACAUUAAAAUGUAGUUAAAUUCUACUCAUUUCUUCACAGCUGAUUUUAUGCAAACAAAAACUGAGUAAAAUGCAAUUAUUAAAUCAUGAAGUUGGUUGAUUUCAGCUCAGAGUGAUUCCAAACUGCAUAAAGUCUUUUUUUAUUAUUUAUAGGUUACUAUUAUUUAUUUACUAAAUAUUAAUUAACCCAAAUCCCAGUUUUUACACGUCUAAAUCCUGAUUGAUACAUUUCAUGGAUGUUAUUCUUAUGAUGAUGUGGGCUGUGCCACAGCUUUUUCUAGGAUCUUGGAGAAAAAGAUGGUGGUGUGGUGAAGAUUAUGCCCAUCCACCAGGUCCCCCGGUGGCGGAUAGGGGAACGGCCUCCAUGAGGUUAGCAGUGAAUAUGGAAAUAAGCUGUCCCGGACCAAAUUCCUGGGUUGCCCUUUGGCAAGGCAUAGCACCCAGCAGCCACCCAUGCUAGGGAUAGCCUACAGUGAAGCUUUUCUUUCACGAAACCUACACAUGUCGUAUGCUGAACCUAGCCAGUGCCUCGUGGUAGCACUUAGGGUGGUGAUAAACAUACCUAUCAUCCGGCCAACCGCUGCAGCAUGUCGAAACUGCUAACAAGUCUCAAUCAACUUUCCUGCCAGUUAGACCACAGUCAAGUCAUGCAGAGAGAGGAGUUCUGGUAACGCAAAAGCCAGUCUCACUUCAAAACAAACUUGCAUGCAGUUUAUGGAUAUGGACAUCAAUAUUAUUUCUAAUACCGGAUCGAAUGUCGCCCAGGUCAAAAAGGUUUGCGCUGGUACAUCCACUUUCCAGUGUCCAGCGAAAAGUAAGCUAGGAAGAUGAAAAACGAUCAACAUCGCAGAAUGGAAUGUCAGGACACUUCUUGACAGGUCCAAAAGACCAGAACGACAAACAGCAUUAGUUGCCAAAGAAUUAAAGAGAUACAACAUCGACAUAGCAGUACUAAGCGAAACAAGACUGGCCAGUCAUGGCAGCCUUGUAGAUCAUGGAUGCACGUUUUUCUGGAGCAGAAGAAACGAAAAUGAAAAACGUGAAUCGGGAGUCGGCUUUGCAAUGAGAAAUGAAAUUGCCUUGAAACUUGAACAAGAUCCGGUACUGAUAAAUGACAGACUCACAAUAAUGAGACUCCCUCUACAGAAAAAUACCUUUGCAAUCAUCAUCAGUGCAUACGCCCCUACAAUGACAAACCCGGAGGAGACAAACAAGGAAUUUUACAACAAGCUUAGAGAGACCAUGACACACGUCCCAAAGAAUGAUAAACUGAUCCUAGUAGGUGACUUCAAUGCCAGGGUCGGAAAAGACACUGAAAACUGGCCCGGAGUUCUUGGGCAACACAGAAUAGGAAAGUGCAAUUCAAAUGGCGAACUGCUUUUAACCUUUUGCUCAGAACAUUCCUUAGUUAUCUCCAACACAGUCUUUAAGCACAAACCCCACCAUAAAGUUACAUGGAUGCACCCACGAUCAAAGCAUUGGCACCUCCUAGAUUACGUAAUCACAAAGCAAAAGGACCGCUCAGAUAUCCUCGAUGCAAGAGUGAUGAGGGGUGCUGACUGCUCAACUCAAAAACUGGGGCCAGAUCACCGACUAAACUCAAUGUUCAAAAGCUGAAAGACAAGGCUUUUCAGGUGAGCUUCACACAACACAUGGACAAGACAAUGGACGAACUGAGUACCCCAGACACAGGCGUAGAAGGUGAAUGGGAGUCACUUAAGACUGCUGUACUUGAUACAGCCAAAGAACACCUCGGGAGACCAGAAAGGAAAAAACAAGACUGGUUCGACGACGAUGACGAUGAGCUAAAUAAACUGAUCAUGGAACGUAACAUGGUGAAGAUGAAAUACCUACAAGUAAGCACAAGAACGAACAGAGCUAGACUCGUCGAAACUCGAAGGAAGCUUCAAAAGCAUACAAGAAAGCUUAAAUCGCAAUGGUGGGAAAAGAAAGCUGAAGGACUACAACUAGCUGCUGACAAGAACGACAUGAAGGCCUUUUACGUCGGCCUAAGAGAGGUGUACGGACCACAAAAGAAGAGUAUGACACAGCUGUUGGACGUAGAUGGGGAAACGAUCUUAGAUGACAAAAACCAAAUACUCAACAGAUUUGCCCAACACUUCAGCCAGCUACUAAACAUACCGAGUGAUAUAGACCAUCAAGCACUAAACAGCAUUACCCAGAGACCAAAGAUACUUGAACUUGACGAGAAACUGAGCUUUGAAGAAAUGCUGAAAGCCAUCGACGCAACAAAAGAAAAUAAGGCUCCAGCCGUCUGUGGGAUACCUACCAAAAUAUGAAAGUAAGGUGGAAGAAAGGUGAAAAGGAAACUUUACAAACUCAUUCUGAAAAUCUGGGAAAAUGAGGAAAUGCCGCAAGACUGGAAGAAUGCAAAUAUCGUCCCUAUCUUCAAGAAAGGUAGCAGAAAGGACUGUGGAAACUAUCGUGGAAUAUCGCUUCUGUCAAUCGCCGGUAAAAUUAUGGCCCGGAUACUACUCAACAGGUUAGAUGCUUUGCUCGCCCCAACAUACUACCAGAGACACAGUGCAGCUUCCGUAGUGGUAGAAGUACCAUAGACAUGAUAUUCAGCCUUCGCCAAGUACAAGAGAAAUGCACGGAACAAAACAUGCCAAUGUAUGCUGUCUUCAUCGACUUCACAAAGGCUUUUGACACCGUCUCCAGGGAAGCGCUUUGGACUGUCUUUCAGAAAUACAGAUGCACGGACAAAAUCAUCAAUCUGCUGAAAUCCUUCCAUGACAGAACGCAGGUGCAAGUUGCACAGGAAAGAAACACAUCUGAAAAGUUUGAAGUGACAAACGGGGUUAAACAGGGCUGCAUCCUAGCGCCCUUGCGUUUUUCAUUGUACCUGGCGGCCAUGCUCGAGGUAGCCUUUGAUGGUAUCCAGGAAGGGAUCUACAUCCAGACAAGGCAAAACGCAGACCUGUUCAAGGUAUCCCAGUUCAAAGCACGAACCCUUAGUACUAAAAACUUAGUGAGAGAAAUGUUCUUCGCUGAUGACAGUGCGAUCGUGACUCACAGCUUCGAGGGCAUGCAAUACCUGAUUGACAAAUUUGCCAGAGCUGCCAUACAAUUCAGUUUGAAGAUCAACAUUAAAAAGACAGAGUGCCUCUAUCAGCCAGUGAAAUUGAUCAAUCCUGAACCUGACACCAUCACCGUCAGCAACAAACCGCUUGCUUCAUGUUCAGAUUUCAAAUACCUGGGAAGCACCAUCUCGAGCAACAAUAAAAUCAAUAAAGAGAUCCUAAAUAGGAUGGGGAACACCAGCGCUGCUUUCUCAAAACUGCAAAAUCAUUUAUGGAACAACAAACACGUCUCUACUAAAGCGAAAUGCAAAGUGUACAGGGCCAUUGUAUUAUCAACCUUACUCUACGGAGCAGAAACCUGGACCAUCUAUUGCCACCAAGUCAAAAAACUUCAUGCCUUCAUGAUGCAACACCUGAGGGCAAUCAUGGGAGUCACAUGGAAGGACAAGAUCACCAACGUUGAUAUCCUAAAUCGAGCAGAUCUACCGUCCAUGGUGGAUAUCCUUAUCGAAAAAGGGCUGAGGUGGCUAGGCCAUGUUCACAGGAUGGGUAAUGAGAGGCUACCAAGACAGUUGUUGUAUUCCCAGCUUUGUGAGGGAAUGAGAAAUCAUGGUCAACCGAAACUGAGGUUCAAGGAUGCUAUGAAAAGUAACAUGAAAUGGCAAAACAUUGACAGUCGCUCAUGGCAGCAAGUAGCCGAAAACAAGCCGGUCUGGAGAAAGAACAUCAAGCCACCGUAAACAGUCCUUGUCGAAACCGACCGACUGCAAAUGAUGAUGGAGAUAAAGGGGAGGUUUGAUAUCGGCCUAUUGUUGGACAGCUGACUGGUGUUAAGAGUCUCCUUGUUGGAUUUAGAACUACCAGCGCCAGUGUACGUUAUCUGGAUUUACAGUACGUGCGACCAGGAAGAAACGAGACCUAGCCACUGUAAGUUGUUGAUUGGUCAGGUUGCCUGACGCAACGGCAUGUGACGCAAAACGAAUGCUCCUCAUUGGCUGGACAGAUGGAUAAGAGGACGUAGGUGCAUGUAGUAAAGUCACUACCCGGAACUUGGAUUGAAGUUGGAUUUGGAAGCAAACGUCUCUGUUGGAAGUACUGAAGCCUACUUUCUGUUCAAGUACUCUACUUUCGAAAAGAUCAGCUGGUCAGCAGCAACAGAUGGACAAUUGAAUUGUGAACAGUGAAUUUUUAUUCUUUUUUUGUGAACAGUGAUUUUUAUUCUAUUUUUUGUGAAGUGAUUUUUUUAUUCUAUUUUAUGUUUGUUAUUGAAUGCACAGUUACACUUUAAAAAACUGUUAUUUCUAUUUUAUUCUGUUUUGAAUGUGUUUUAUUGAAUGCACCGUUUCAGAAACUCUUCUAUUUUACAGUUUUUCUCCAUUGGUUUGGCUCAUUUCUUGAAACUGAGAUGACACUCAUAACUAUAAGGCAAUUUGGCCAAACAGACUUACAGUUCUACACAACACUUCAGAUAACCAGCAAAAUGUCAUUUGUCUCCCAAAACUACUCAUCCAUGCUUCAAAAUGAAAUCCCUUUCCCAUCUAAAUAGUCAGUACCAUAAAAAUGGCAUAAAUCCUUCUCAAUUGCUUUGGCACAUUUUCAUUCAUUCAGUUCUUCUGUCAAAAUAACUUGGAUGGUACAGCACAACUACAUGGAUCACCUGGCAAUGUUUGUACAGCUCCCAAAACAGUUUACCCAUCUGUCAAAACUACAUUCCCUUCUCAUAUAACUAGUCAGUGCCUCCAAAAUGCAUUGUCCCUUUGGUAUUCUGUAAGUACUGCGAGUCAAAAUGCUUAGACGCUUUGUCAUGGCAUAUGUCUAACUAUAGGAAUACAGUUCACACCACACACACGCUGCACUCCUUCUGCCGAGGAAUUUUCAUUUUUAUUCUCAGCUAACGUGAAUUGUACACAUUACUGUAGGUAGGGAACAAUAAAAAGGAAAAUGUAUACGCUGUGUAUACUGUGUACACAAAAUACAAAAACCCACAAAAACAAACAAAAAAUGAAUACUGUAAAUAAAGAGUCACAAAUGAAGACAUUUUGUUUAGUCGCGGUCACUCCCCUCUCUCGCCUGGUCACCAUCCUCAUCUUCCUGGCCAUCCAUUCUCUGUGCUCUGUUCGGCCACAGAUUCUCAUCAACAUCACAUCUGAUGUUUUCUCUUGAGAUGCAGCGUGGGAAGAAGCAUCAUGAAUGCCUGAGCCAUCCUCUACACUGAUCACCUGUUAUAUCCUCACAGGCAGCAUCCAUAGCAUUGAGGAGAGACCUCUGGUUUUCGGCAUGGUGUUCAUAUACUCUCCAUCUCCAAGCAGAGAAAAAAACUCCUCGAUAGGAUUCAGGAAUGGAGAAUAUGGUGGUAACAAGACAUUAUGCAUUCUUGGAUGCAUGUUGAACCAUGCCCGGAUGCGUGGACCACGGUGGAAAUUAACAUUGUCCCAUACAAUGACAAACUGGGGUAGGUGGGGCCCUUCGAGACCCCUCUCAUUUUCUGGGACCAAAUAUACAUAUAGUUGGUCCAGGAAACGGAGGAGUUUCUCUGUGUUAUAUGGGCCCAAGCUUGCAGUGUGGGUGGCCACACCAUUUUCUGAAAUAGCCGCGCACAUGGUUAUAUUUCCCCCCCGCUGGCCUGGGACAUCCACUGUGGCCCGCUGGCCAAUGAUGUUUCAGCCACGCCUGCGGCCCUUGGCCAGGUUGAAGCCUGCCUCAUCAACAAACACUAGGAUGUGUGGUGUUUCACUCCCCUCCAGUGCCAGGAUUCUCUGGAAAAGAGAUAGAGUAAAAAAAAAUCAAUCAUGUAGAUGGGUCAUAUGGUCACAGCAAUGCUACACAAUAUGUUCUUCACAAAGUCAAUAUAACCCACUGUGGUUCCAAUCCUAGAGUGCAGACUUAUGCGGAUUUUCUGGGGUAGUUUUUGAUACAAAGAGAACAGAGACAUACUGUUGACAGUGUUCUGUUACAGUUCAGCAAAAUGCUGUGGUCAUAUAUUGUAAAGCUGGAAUCCAAAGGUAAAGAGGAGGAUACUGAAACCCUCAGAAAUUGGAACCUCUGCAGUGUUGGCUACUUAUAGGUUACAAAAUGAUAGACAAUGAAUAACUGACUUACCUGCAUAUACUGGUACCGCAGCUCUUUUACUCUGGCAGUGUUCCUAUCAAAUGGUACUCUGUAUAUCUGUUUCAUGGUGAUUAGGUUCUUCUUCAGAACCCGGUCUAUUGUUGAUAUGCUGAUGGAGUUGAUGUUUUGGAAGACGCCAUUGUUUUGGAGGACUGCAUCCUGGAUCUGUGUCAGUGUUAUGGCAUUAUUUGCUAUCACCAUGUUACAGAUCUCCUGUUCUUGGCGAUCGGUUAGAAGUUUUCUUCUUCCACCCGCAUGAGGUUGUCGGCCAAUCCUGCACAUAGACAACAUAACUAUUUGUUGUCCUUGCCUUAUGUGUUUGUUACAGAUUAUCAAUCACUGUACAGUAAUGACUGCAUUACACACCACUUUACUGUAUUUGUAGGCUACUGUACUUACAAUUGCACUGCCAUUCUAUUGCGAAUUCUUGCUGUAUUUUGUCCAAUUUACAACAGUAUUUCCUUUGUCAUUCUACAGUAGUGAACUGUAUAAUACUGUGACUUCACAUCGAGGUAAGAUUUUCGGCCUGGGUCUAAACACACACACACACACACACACACAGUCAAACAGUUGUCAUUGCCUGAGUGCAUACUUGUUUUCCCGCCGAAAGGUUUGAAUGAUGGAGGAAACUGUGGAGCGUGGCACGUUAGGCUGCACUCUGCGCCCUGCCUCUGCCUUGUGAGGCGAUGGUUGAUGACAUGAUCAAUAAUGGUGGCCCGAAUUUCAUCUGGGACAACAUGAUGUCUGCGAACUCUAUUUCCUCCUAUUCCACCACCACAAACCCUCACUCCUCCUCCUCUUCCCUCUCCUCUACCUCCACGCACCCUCAAUCCUCCACCUCCUCUUCCUUCUCUUCCUCUUCCUCUUCCUCCAAGUGGAGAUUGCCCUGGUUGAUGCACUUGCUCUCUCUCCAUGUUGACAUAGGAAAAAGUACUAGCACCAGGCCAAGCUGUAUAUAUACAGCAAUGCCAGCACUCCAAAACAUAGAUAACACCUGUCAGGUAACUCAACAAACAGAUGGAUUGGUCACCUGCAAAGUGGGACACUCCUCCUUCGUUAGUCAGAAACUGAUUUCACCUAUUACCUACUAACAUGAUUAUCCUAAAUUUACUAUGACAUCUUACAAAAUAUGUACUGUAUUCUAUUCCAAUUUCCUAACACUAUUUUGACAAUUGAGCAGACUAUUCUGCAUAUGAUGACUUAUACGAUGAAAAUGUGCUGACAUGUUUUGAGGACAAUGACCAUUACACUGAGAACCAACCAAUUGGGAUAGAUCAGCAAGAUACAUUCAUUUGAAAAAUGUACUAAAUGUAGGCUGAUUGUGUUAACUGUAGGAUACUUGUACAUAGCCAUUUGCAUGGAUGUACUAAAUGCUUGAGACAUGUACAAAGCAUUUGAAAUAUUGAUGAAAGCAAUGAUAAAUGCCAUUCUGUUGUGAGAAACUGCAAGUUAGUUUGGGGAUUUGUCCAUGUUGUUUUGAGAAUGUCAUCUCAGUUUCAAGAAAUGAGCCAAACCAAUGGAAAAAAACUGUAUUCUGUUUUGUAUAUAUAUGAUUGUUUUAUUGAAUGCACCGUUACACUUUCA